This is a messenger RNA of Solanum tuberosum (potato), 2349 nucleotides long. Its product is annotated as protein NRT1/ PTR FAMILY 4.5-like. Bases 1 to 1503 code for a protein of 500 amino acids. Gene Ontology annotation, cellular component: membrane. Gene Ontology annotation, biological process: transmembrane transport. The transcript has 3 exons. NCBI's taxonomy places the organism in Eukaryota, Viridiplantae, Streptophyta, Magnoliopsida, Solanales, Solanaceae. The record is from RefSeq and is a predicted model, not a curated record. Gene Ontology annotation, molecular function: transmembrane transporter activity.
AUGUCAAGACUGGAAAAGAAACUUCAAAGCAAGGGGGAACUAGAGCAGCUCUUUUUGUCUAUGGGAUUUGCACUACUAGCAGUUCAAGCACAUUUCAGUCAACUGAGACCAUUUCCCUGCAAGGAUGUACCUUUAAGCCAAAACAAUCUAUGUGAAUCUGCAAAUAGAGGUCAAUUGACACUCUUGUAUGGAGGUGUUUAUCUGAUAGCACUUGGAAACAGUGGAGUCAAAGCGGCUUUGCCAUCAUUAGGUGCUGAUCAAUUUGAUGAAAAGGAUCCCAAAGGGGCUGCUAAGCUAUCAAGUUACUUCAAUUGGCUACUGUUCUACAGCACCGUUGGAGCCAUACUUGGCGUUACAGUUUUAGUCUGGAUAAGUGACAAUCAGGGAUGGGAUUGGUCAUUUGGUGUCUGCUCUGUAGCUGUUGGUUUGUCAAUCCUGCUCUUGACCAUGGGAAAACAGUUUUACAGAUGCAAUGUUCCUAAAGGAAGCCCUCUGAUGCGCAUUUCACAGGUUCUUGUUGCAGCUUUUAGAAACAGAAAUCUCCCACUGCCACAGAACAAAGAUGAUUUACAUCAGAUCAGAAGUGGAGAACCUGAAAAUGGAACUGAGAUUCUUCAAAGGACUGAUCAAUUCAAAUUUUUGGACAGGACAGCCAUACUGAGGAACAACCAAGAAGCAUCUACAACGAGUGCCCAUGGACCAUGGAGCCUCUGUACUAUCUCACAAGUUGAAGAAACAAAGAUUGUAGUCAGAAUGCUCCCAAUUAUACUGAGCACCGUCUUCAUGAACACUUGUAUGGCUCAAUUCCAGACCUUCACAAUCCAACAAAGCAUGACAAUGAACAGGAAAAUCCAAAACUUUGAAAUCCCAGGGCCUUCCAUACCUGUAAUUCCUCAAUUGUUCCAACUCUUCCUGAUCCCAGUCUAUGAUCGUAUCUUUGUUCCAAUAGCAAGAAAAUUCACGGGGAUCCCUUCUGGGAUUCGACAACUUCAACGAAUAGGUGUUGGACAAGUACUUUCAGCAGUUUCUAUGGCAGUGGCUGCAGUUGUAGAAAGUCACAGGAAAUCAGUUUCCAUUAAGCAUAACAUGGUUGACUCAGCCAGUCCAUUACCUAUGAGCGUGUUCUGGCUUGGAUGCCAAUUUGUAAUAUCUGCAAUGGCUCAAAUAUUUACAUUGGUGGGAUUGAUGAAUUUCUUCUAUGCAGAGAGCACAUCAGGCUUAAAAUCACUGAGCAUGGCCAUUUCUUGGUCUUCGCUGGCAUUUGGAUACUUCACAAGCUCAGUAGUGGUGAGUGUAAUUAACAAGGUGAGUGGUGGCUGGUUAGCUAAUAACAACUUGAACAGAGACAAGCUCGACUACUUCUAUUGGUUGCUAGCAGGAGUCAGUGUGCUGAACUUUGGUUUCUACUUACUAUGCGCUUCUUGGUACAAGUAUAAGAAGCCAGAACUGAAGCAAGAAGAUCCUAUCACUGAUGAGAAGGCCAAGGGAAUUACUGAUGUUUGACCCAAAUUAUGUCAUAUAAUAAUAUUGUGGUUGUGAACAUAUUACAUAGUAGUCCAAGUAGUCCUGCAUCAGUGGUUUUAGUUGAUCAAAUAUUCCAAGGUGCAAACCAUAUCUAUAGGAGAAGAAAUCCUGGCAUGAAAGUUUGAGACUUGAAUUGUUAAUUGAUGUAAGUACCCUGUUGCAGCAGAAUGUAAUACAUUCCAACCAUUCUAAUCUAUCCAUUGCUAAACCACUCCUUGCUAUAUUUAGUUUUGAAUGUCUUGUUAUUUAGUUGCCAUUGACACUGAAAGAACUUGGUCUUACAAUGCAUUUCUUCUUCUUCUGUUUCGCCUUUUUUAAAUACCAGAGCUAGGACAAAGUAGCUAAGUUAAACUUUAAGCAAUUAACUGGUCGUAAAAGAAUAAGGACUGUGAAAAAGUGGAUUGUGUCGGCAAUCCCACAGACAAAGCAAACGUGUUAGAAAUCAAGGGUACUUGGACAGUUAACAUCCUGAAUUGCAUACUUUAAAAUCUGGGUUUUCUACUGACAGAAUUUAAGUUCUCGCACAUAAAUAAGCAGCAUCACAUCCUCAUCUGCUAGUAACCCAGGAUGAAUGGAGCAAGCACCAGAUCAUGAUGCAAGACCCUGUUAACUGGACCACAAGCCAAUUGCAGACUCUCAAAGACAUGUUGGCUCUAUCCUAAGGGGCAAUCCCUCCCACUCAACAUUUCCCUCAAAAGAUAAGUUAGAGAGCACAAAUUAAAGGCUAGUAGAGCAAGGAUUAUCUGAUGUGAACUUGGGACAUAGGUAAAGAAGAGACCUACCAUUUUAGAGGUUCCUUUAGCUAGUUCAUGUAAUUAGGGAAAU